GCGAGUCCAGAGGCAGGCGAGCAGCUCGGUCGCCCCCACCGGCCCCAUGGCAGCCCCCGGCGCCCCAGCUGAGUACGGCUACAUCCGGACCGUCCUGGGCCAGCAGAUCCUGGGACAACUGGACAGCUCCAGCCUGGCGCUGCCCUCCGAGGCCAAGCUGAAGCUGGCGGGGAGCAGCGGCCGCGGCGGCCAGACAGUCAAGAGCCUGCGGAUCCAGGAGCAGGUGCAGCAGACCCUCGCCCGGAAGGGCCGCAGCUCCGUGGGCAACGGUCCAGUGCUAAACUGAAACCAAAUCAGCUUCCCCUGCGUAGGAGACACAGGAGGCAUAUUAGAUAUUCUUUCUUAUCCUCUGAGAAUGGCCAGCUAGGAAGAGAGCAAGCAGAUACAACUCUUCCAUAAAUGGAGGGAAUGGAGCCAUGAACAGAAGAAAAGGGAAUGUUGCUGAGCAUCUACUAUGUGCCUAUUCCAGAAUCUUCAUUAUAUUCUUGAAACAAUUGCUGAGAUAGAUAUGAGAAUCCAUCUCACAUAUGAAGUAUGUGUCUGUCAGCAAUGGUUGGAAAUUUAAUCCCAACUCCACACAUAAUCUGUUCUUUCUACAAAGUAAUGCAUCACCUGUGUGAUGAAUUCAGCAAGCAUCAAAUGAGUAUGUUCUUCAUGCCGGGCGCUGUGCAGGUGCUGAAUUAAACACAAAGACUCUGCUUGCUUUAAAGCAAAAAGUUUGAAGAAGGAAGCCAACCGCUAGAAAAAUACAUUACCAAAUAAAAAGUAGAAAUCUUCACCGAACCAGCAGUGUUCCUGAGUAUGUCUACAACCUACACUUGGUUGAAAAUGAUUUUGUUGGAGGCCGUUCCCCUGUUCCUAAAACCUAUGACAUGCUAAAGGCUGGCACAACUGCCACUUAUGAAGGUCGCUGGGGAAGAGGAACAGCACAGUACAGCUCCCAGAAGUCCGUGGAAGAAAGGUCCUUGAGGCAUCCUCUGAGGAGACUGGAGAUUUCUCCUGACAGCAGCCCGGAGAGGGCUCACUACACGCACAGCGAUUACCAGUACAGCCAGAGAAGCCAGGCUGGGCACACCCUGCACCACCAAGAAAGCAGGCGGGCCGCCCUCCUAGUGCCACCGAGAUAUGCUCGUUCCGAGAUCGUGGGGGUCAGCCGUGCUGGCACCACAAGCAGGCAGCGCCACUUUGACACAUACCACAGACAGUACCAGCAUGGCUCUGUUAGCGACACCGUUUUUGACAGCAUCCCUGCCAACCCGGCCCUGCUCACGUACCCCAGGCCAGGGACCAGCCGCAGCAUGGGCAACCUCUUGGAGAAGGAGAACUACCUGACGGCAGGGCUCACUGUCGGGCAGGUCAGGCCGCUGGUGCCCCUGCAGCCCGUCACUCAGAACAGGGCUUCCAGGUCCUCCUGGCAUCAGAGCUCCUUCCACAGCACCCGCACGCUGAGGGAAGCUGGGCCCAGUGUCGCCGUGGAUUCCAGCGGGAGGAGAGCGCACUUGACUGUCGGCCAGGCGGCCGCAGGGGGAAGUGGGAAUCUGCUCACUGAGAGAAGCACUUUCACUGACUCCCAGCUGGGGAAUGCAGACAUGGAGAUGACUCUGGAGCGAGCAGUGAGUAUGCUCGAGGCAGACCACAUGCUGCCAUCCAGGAUUUCUGCUGCAGCUACUUUCAUACAGCACGAGUGCUUCCAGAAAUCUGAAGCUCGGAAGAGGGUUAACCAGCUUCGUGGCAUCCUCAAGCUUCUGCAGCUCCUAAAAGUUCAGAAUGAAGACGUUCAGCGAGCUGUGUGUGGGGCCUUGAGAAACUUAGUAUUUGAAGACAAUGACAACAAAUUGGAGGUGGCUGAACUAAAUGGGGUACCUCGGCUGCUCCAGGUGCUGAAGCAAACCAGAGACUUGGAGACUAAAAAACAAAUAACAGGUUUGCUGUGGAAUUUGUCAUCUAAUGACAAACUCAAGAAUCUCAUGAUAACAGAAGCAUUGCUUACGCUGACGGAGAAUAUCAUCAUCCCCUUUUCUGGGUGGCCUGAAGGAGACUACCCAAAAGCAAAUGGUUUGCUCGAUUUUGACAUAUUCUACAACGUCACUGGAUGCCUAAGAAACAUGAGUUCUGCUGGCGCUGAUGGGAGAAAAGCGAUGAGAAGAUGUGACGGACUCAUUGACUCACUGGUCCAUUAUGUCAGAGGAACCAUUGCAGAUUACCAGCCAGAUGACAAGGCCACGGAGAAUUGUGUGUGCAUUCUUCAUAACCUCUCCUACCAGCUGGAGGCAGAGCUCCCAGAGAAAUAUUCCCAGAAUAUCUAUAUUCAAAACCGGAAUAUCCAGACUGACAACAACAAAAGUAUUGGAUGUUUUGGCAGUCGAAGCAGGAAAGUAAAAGAGCAAUACCAGGACGUGCCGAUGCCGGAGGAAAAGAGCAACCCCAAGGGCGUGGAGUGGCUGUGGCAUUCCAUUGUUAUAAGGAUGUAUCUGUCCUUGAUCGCCAAAAGUGUCCGCAACUACACACAAGAAGCAUCCUUAGGAGCUCUGCAGAACCUCACGGCCGGAAGUGGACCAAUGCCGACAUCAGUGGCUCAGACAGUUGUCCAGAAGGAAAGUGGCCUGCAGCACACCCGAAAGAUGCUGCAUGUUGGUGACCCAAGUGUGAAAAAGACAGCCAUCUCGCUGCUGAGGAAUCUGUCCCGGAAUCUUUCUCUGCAGAAUGAAAUUGCCAAAGAAACUCUCCCUGAUUUGGUUUCCAUCAUUCCUGACACAGUCCCGAGUACUGACCUUCUCAUUGAAACUACAGCCUCUGCCUGUUACACAUUGAACAACAUAAUCCAAAACAGUUACCAGAAUGCACGCGACCUUCUAAACACCGGGGGCAUCCAGAAAAUUAUGGCCAUUAGUGCAGGCGAUGCCUAUGCCUCCAACAAAGCAAGUAAAGCUGCUUCCGUCCUUCUGUAUUCUCUGUGGGCACACACGGAACUGCAUCAUGCCUACAAGAAGGCUCAGUUUAAGAAGACAGAUUUUGUCAACAGCCGGACUGCCAAAGCCUACCACUCCCUUAAAGACUGAGGAAAAUGACAAAGUAUUCUCGGCUGCAAAAAUCCCCAAAGGAAAACACCUAUUUUUCUACUACCCAGCCCAAGAAACCUCAAAAGCAUGCCUUGUUUCUAUCCUUCUCUAUUUCCGUGGUCCCCUGAAUCCAGAAAACAAAUAGAACAUAAUUUUAUGAGUCUUCCAGAAGACCUUUGCAAGUUUGCCACCAGUAGAUACCGGCCACAGGCUCGACAAAUAGUGGUCUUUGUUAUUAGGGCUUAUGGUACAUGGCUUCCUGGAAUCAAAAUGUGAAUUCAUGUGGAAGGGACAUUAAUCCAAUAAAUAAGGAAAGAAGCUGUUGCAUUACUGGGAUUUUAAAAGUUUGAUUUACAUUUAUAUUCCUUUUCUGGUUCCCAUGUUUUGUCACUCAUGUGCACAUUGCUUCGCCAUUGGGCCUCCAGUGUAUUGUUCUGCAGUGUUGAAACAGAAUGGAAAUGACAAGAAAUAUCUGCAGUUAUCCAGGAGAAAGUAUAAUGGCAAAAUUAUUGGUUUCUUUCUUUACUUUGUGCUUGUUUUUAUCCCCUUGGGUUGUUUUUCUCUGAUUUUUAAAUAAACUUAAGAAAUUUAGAUUACAGAGUAUGCAUGACUGUAAGAAAAAGAAAUUGAGAGGAAGUGAUCAUAGCAAAUUAAAGAAGUCUUUUCCUCCCAGAACUUAAAGUAAAAUAAAAAAUAAAUAAAUAAAUAAAAUCUUUUCCACAGAGAAAGGCAACUGUGAUGAUAAAAUUUAACGUUCCCCCAAACACUGAGUCAAUGAGAUUUUUCUCAGGAGAUACUUUACCUAUAACAACGCCGUUAAAUCCAAAUCUCUUCUAAACGAUGGCAUUCUAUGUAAUGCCUUUCCUGGACUUUUUUGGCCACUGCCCUGGACUAGUGAAAGAAUGGACUCUAUCUUUAUCUGCAAGAGGAACUAAGGCCUUCUCUCAGACUGCCUGGCCAGCCUGGGGCACUGAAAAUACGGCUCAUGUUAAUGAGUUACAUUAUCAGCCAGCCCAGCCUUGCCCACCAUUUAAGAAAUAUCACAGAGCCACUAGAUCUCAUAUGAUCUUCUUCAAGCCAUUAUUUUAACUCAAGAAAACUCUAGAGAAGAAAAGUGAAGAAGUCAUGUUGAAGAAGAUGUAAGAAUGUGUCAAGACCAUCCAGAAAUGAUAUGAGAAAUACUGAUAUUUUAAAUGGUUGACAUCAUCCAGCGAAAUGAAUCUACAUUAAAUGUUGUUUUAACUGCGCUAUGAUUAAAACCAUUCAUAUAGAGUUAGUCUUUACAACUACUAUUCUGUUAUUUUUUUUUUUAAUCUGACAACAUUUGUCCUAAGUAAGAUAAGCAAAAAAAUUCUUCAACUCCUUUUGGCAAGAAAACUGUAACAGAAAAUAAAUUUUGAAUGUGUACUUAAGUCUUUAUUAUAUUUGAAGCAAUUUUUUUUCAAUUUUAAAAGCUGAAUGAAGACAACUUAGGUUGCUAACCUAGUUCAAAAUGAAAUUAUUUAGAUACCAAUUUUUAAAAUACUGGAGAGAAUUUAUAUGUCUUUUUCCAGAGUUCUGAUGAUAAGCAUUUGGAGUGCAUUUAUUCCUCCAGAUAAUAAAUGUGUGUUCAGAACUUUUUGUGUUUUUUAAGGCAUUAAUAAAGCCUUCGAUAAUAUUAAAUACAAAA
Homo sapiens (human) is the source of this 4728-nucleotide messenger RNA. RefSeq names its product plakophilin 2 (gene PKP2). Gene Ontology annotation, biological process: cell-cell adhesion; maintenance of protein localization at cell tip. NCBI's taxonomy places the organism in Eukaryota, Metazoa, Chordata, Mammalia, Primates, Hominidae. The coding region runs from base 873 to 3059 and encodes 728 amino acids. The transcript is spliced from 14 exons. Gene Ontology annotation, cellular component: desmosome; intercalated disc; intermediate filament. The record is from RefSeq and is marked reviewed.